Molecule: messenger RNA, 1929 nt
Organism: Pleuronectes platessa (European plaice)
Lineage: Eukaryota; Metazoa; Chordata; Actinopteri; Pleuronectiformes; Pleuronectidae
Product: E3 ubiquitin/ISG15 ligase TRIM25-like
Exons: 1
Coding region: 125-889 (254 amino acids)
Molecular function (GO): zinc ion binding
Source: RefSeq, a predicted model, not a curated record
GAACAACAAGCUGUGAACUGUGGGAGAUGAGUCACUGCAGGGAGUGAACGAGAGAGGGAGGAGCAGAGAUCGGUUUCGGUUCAGAGGAAGUGAAUCUGUUCCUCAGUCUCUGGCAGCAGCUGAAAUGGCGCAGCAAGAAGUUCAACUAGACAGAGAAAGAUUCUGCUGUUCGAUCUGUCUGGAUCUACUGAAGGAUCCGGUGGCUACUGUCUGUGGACACAGCUACUGUAAGAGCUGUAUUAACUCCCACUGGGACAAUGGGGAGGAGAGAGGACGCUACAGCUGCCCUCAGUGUAGACAGACCUUCACACCGAGGCCUGUCCUGGAGAAAAACACCAUGUUAGCUGAUUUAGUGGAGGAGCUGAAGAAGACUGGACUCCAAGCUGCUCCUGCUGAUCACUGCUAUGCUGGACCUGAAGAUGUGGCCUGUGAUGUCUGCACUGGGAGAAAACUGAAAGCUAUCAAGUCCUAUUUGAAUUGUAUGGCCUCUUAUUGUGAAAAACACCUCCAGCCUCAUCUUCAGUCAGCUGCAUUGAAGCAGCACAAGCUGGUGGAGCCCUCGGAGAAGCUCCAGGAGAACAUCUGCUCUCGUCACGACAAGGUGAUGAAGAUGUUCUGCCGCACUGAUCAGCAGUGUAUCUGUUAUCUCUGCUCUGUGGAGGAACAUAAAGACCACGACACAGUGUCAGCUGCAGCAGAAAGGACUGAGAGGCAGAGAGAGCUCGGGCUGAGGAGACAAACAAUCCAGCAGAGAGUCCAGGACACAGAGAAAGACAUGAAGCUGCUUCAACAGGAGGAGGAGGCAAUCAUUGUGUGUUUAUGUUGCUUAAAGCAGAGCAUUCACUGCUUUAAUGUAAUCAGCAUCUUAUCUGACAAUAUCAUGGUGUAGAAGUGCAAGGAAAUACCAAUAUGUUAUGAUCAAUGUCAUUUAUUGUGCACAAACAUUACAUUAAGGCAUCUGCUGGAAAUGUUAUGAUCAACAAUUCUCAUGCAAAAAAUACUUUAAAAACUACACAAAUAGUGUUUUGGAGAGGGGGGUUUCAGAGGGAGGGGGCAGCUCUGGAGAAAGGUCUGUCAAUCCAGGUCUGCUGCUUGGUGUGAUGGAGACAUGAGGUUAGCAUCAGGAGCGGAGGUUGCAGGAGGGACCGUGGAGCUGAGGCACACCUGUACUGCUUCUCUUGAGAAGAACUGAAGGACACAAACAAACCAUAGUGUUAAAUUAUGAAGAUGGUUCCCUCUGAUUUUUUUGUUUUAAACAUAAACGUCACACAGGCCGCUAAAAACUAAAAAUGCUGAAGCUAACAGCUACCCAACAGCAAGCUAAUGCCUUCCUAAGGCUGCCAGGGAGUAGCAAGAGUAGUAUUGUAGCAAGAGAGUGUAGCUAAUCACAGCCCUCACAGUUCUUCAUCAGUGGAGAAGUACCUCGCCAUGUUUUCAUCUUCAGAGGAGUCAUCCAAAGACUGUGCUGCUGUUCCGGAAUAUGUCAGGCCCGCUGCAGCCUGCUGGGCUUGAACUCUGAGCACGCAGAGUAGGUCCUCACGUCACCUCUCAGUAAAUGCAUCAGUACUGCCUGAGAAUAUAUGAUAAAAAACAAAACGUCUCAAUAGUGCGUUUGUACGUGUGUAUGUAUACAUACGUACACACGUACAGGGCUUUCUUUUCUACAGAAAUAUUUUUCCUGAGUUGAUGACUCUGCUUAUUGCCAUCUAGAAUGUGAAACAAAAUAUAUUUUGGCAUAACUGUAUGUUUUCGGAUUGUCUAACUGUGUAUUUGUGUUAAAGUAAAAAAGGUCAAGGCCACACUGACCUCAUCUUAUGGUUUCAGUUGUCAAGAGAUACAGUGUCAUUUAUACGAGAGAAAAUAUGUAGAAAUAUGUAGACGGACACUGCACUGCUUAGCGGAGUCAUACAACGCAGUGCGGUAAUUCUA